Molecule: messenger RNA, 2545 nt
Organism: Mugil cephalus (flathead mullet)
Lineage: Eukaryota; Metazoa; Chordata; Actinopteri; Mugiliformes; Mugilidae
Gene: nt5dc2
Product: 5'-nucleotidase domain containing 2
Exons: 14
Coding region: 109-1929 (606 amino acids)
Molecular function (GO): 5'-nucleotidase activity
Source: RefSeq, a predicted model, not a curated record
GCAAUGGGCGUGGCCACAGGGGGUAUGUUUUCAUGAGUUUUCAGCCCCAGUAGAGUUCGCAGUGCUAGCAGUUUUUAGACGUGUUUACCACGCACUUCUAAGAACAACAUGUCUCUCAAGACAGUGGGCACAGCGUUAACUCGAACGAUAUGGAGGGGAAACAGCACCCCUCCUCUCGCCAGGUCCCCAAAAGCGAACAGACUCUCCACCUCAUGCAGGCUGUCUGCAGGGCGAAAGCAGUGUUGCGAAAAAACAAAAGAGGAGCCAAGUUGCAGCUCGGAUUCGGACAGGCCGAGUGGCGACGCGCCGUCGUCCAACGAACCCCCUCACGCAUGCACGGCCGCGGACAAGAGGAGACCCAAGGAGCCCGUGGGUGCUCCCGGUUUAAGUGGUGUGCGACGACGGUCGUUCACCUCCACGGCGGCUCCCAUGGACCAGAGGUCUUACCUGUGGAGCCGUUACAACGAGAUGAAACGGCUGGUUCACGACUUGAUCCCACCGGGUGCAUGUAAAUCCCUCAAUUCUUCCGCCAUCUACGCCAACAACGAGGUCAACUUGGCUGAAGUGGACAUCUAUGGCUUUGACUAUGACUACACGCUGGCUCUGUACUCAAAUGCCCUCAAUACGAUGAUCUACAAUACAGCACGAGGCUUCCUCAUCGAACACUUCAAGUACCCCGAAGGCAUCCGCAAAUAUGAUUACAUUCCCAACUUUGCUGCUCGGGGUCUUCACUACGACAUCCAAAAGGGUCUUUUGAUGAAGAUAGAUGCCUUCCAUUACAUUCAGCCUGGGACAGUGUAUCGCGGCCUGAGCCCAGUGCCAGAUGAGGAGGUCCUUGAGCUGUACGGAGGGACUUUCCAUGUCCCCCUGCAGCAGGACAGCGGCUUCUAUGGAAAGGGACCAAAGGUGAAGCAAUUCAUGGACAUCUUCUCCAUCCCUGAGAUGACCCUCUUGGCUGUAGCCAAUGAUUUUUUCAUCACCAAUGACAUCGACUAUGAUCCAGUUCACCUCUUCAAAGACGUCUCUGAAGCGAUCGGCAUGGUUCACCUCAAAGGCUACAUGUACAAAUGGGUGAUGCAAGAUCUCGAUAAGUUCAUUCUGAGAGGAGAAGAGACAGAUGCUGUUUUGCAUCGUCUGGUCAGUCACGGGAAGAAACUGUUUCUCAUAACCAACAGCCCCUUCAGCUUUGUGGAUAAAGGAAUGACGCACAUGGUGGGAAAAAACUGGAGAGACUUCUUCGAUGUCGUCAUAGUACAGGCGGAUAAGCCGCACUUCUUCACUGACUGUAUCAAACCUUUUAGACGCUUGGACGGUAAUGGAGACCUUCGGUGGGAAAAGAUCAGCAGUUUGGACAAAGGACAGAUCUACAAGCAGGGGAACCUGUUUGACUUCCUGAGACUCACAGGCUGGCGAGGAUCAAAGGUGCUUUACUUCGGGGAUCAUCUCUACAGUGACUUGGCCGACCUGAUGUUGCGUCACGGAUGGCGUACAGCCGCCAUCGUGCCAGAGCUGGAGCAGGAAACCAAAGUGGUGAGCACGGGCCGGUACGCCGUGAACCUCACCUGGCUGCAGGCUUUAACUGGCUUGAUGGAGCGCCUUCAGACACACCGUGACCCAGAGUCUAAGCAAGUUUUUCUGGAAUGGCAGAAGGAAAGAGAAGAACUAAGGGUGUUGACAAAGAACUUGUUCAACCCGCAGUUCGGCAGCAUCUUCAGAACAUGUCACAACCCCACCUACUUCUCCAGGCGCCUGUGUCGUUUCUCAGACAUAUACAUGACUUCCUUAAGCUGCCUGUUGAAUUAUGACCUCUCGUACACGUUCUACCCGCGCCGCACCCCUCUGCAGCACGAGGCUCCUCUCUGGAUGGAUCAGCUCUGCACCGGCUGCAUGAAGACACCUUUUCUGGAGGAGAUGUCUCACAUACGAUGAGAGCUGUGCUCUCCUGAGUGACUUGUAGGAUUUCUUUUUUUUUAGGCCUGGUAAACACUUGAGUUAGCCGGAGAACUUGUAGCAGGGUGUAGUUUUAUCUAAUGCGCCGCAGCCUUUCUAGACCAUACCCGGUGGGGCUGUACGUGACAACGCAAUAAUGUAGGAAUAAGUUGGAUGGAACAUUUUAAACAGAUUUUACCAUAUAAAAGCUACCUUGUAUAAUGUUCAGCUCAUGUGUGAAUAGAGCAGGUGGCUGUCCAGUGAGCGCGUAGUUGUGCUGAUGAGUAAACUCCUGCCUCCAGUACGCUCCGGCUCCUCAUCUAAACCAAACAGAGUAUUUCCUAUAGCAAGAACACCUCCGAUACGCACAAUCCACUGUUGUCUUCUACAUGUGUCAGUGUUACAGUGUCCAGAGUUGUCGUUUCACACACUUGUUUUAAAAACUGCUUAAGACGGCGCUGAAUGACUCCCUCCACACAGCACAGUCAAUCUUCCCCAGUGAAUCCACCAGAGGGAGCUGUAGGUCCAGCUGCUGCCCAGAGAGCAGUAAACAUGUGUUGGUACAAAACUGACAGACAUUCAUUAAAACAAAUAAAGGACAAAAAAAUAUACAUAA